Molecule: messenger RNA, 877 nt
Organism: Cucumis sativus (cucumber)
Lineage: Eukaryota; Viridiplantae; Streptophyta; Magnoliopsida; Cucurbitales; Cucurbitaceae
Exons: 1
Coding region: 158-676 (172 amino acids)
Source: RefSeq, a predicted model, not a curated record
CCGACAAGAAGAAGUGUGCAAUUUUCCUUUCCCUAUCGUCUCUCACUUUUUUCAAUUCCUCACCUCCUUUCCCUAAGUGACUCCAGUCCACUACGCGCUUCAAUCCCCGCUUCCACUCCUCUUCCGCCGGAACCCCUUUUCCUCCGCUGUCUUCAACAUGCCGACCGGCACCAGUAUUCACAUAUCAGCCCUUGACGGCAUCGUUAAUGUCAAUUCCAUGUUCACUCUUGCCGUCUUCUUAGGUCUGGCGUGGAACCCCAACGAUCCAAUGAAUAACCUAAUCCAAAGCCCUAAUUGUUUGGCUGGCCCUUCCGUCGCCGCGAAUCUCGUUUCCUUCCAUGUCUAUUCCUUCAGCUCCUUCCUCUUUUCCAGCUUAAUCGCUCUCGGUCUCAAGCAAGCCAUUAGGAUCGCCAAAAGCCCAUUCUAUCACCCGACUGAGUUCUUCAUUCGUGUCAACAAAACGGCGCUCCGAAUCGGGAUGUUGGUGUCGGGAAUCGGGUCGGUUUGUGGGUGUGGAUUCCUUAUGAUGGCGCUUAUCAAUGUUGUUCAGAUCAAACUUGGUACUCUGAGCUGCGGCAGCUCUCAGACAUUCGCGGCGGUGGUUCCACUCGUAAUUUUGGUUCCGAUUGCACUUGUGGUUUACAUCUGCCUUGUUUCUUACGCUUUUAUCAAUUAGAGAUAUUGCGUGUUUCCAUGAGUAUAUGCCAAUUCUAGAUUUCCAUUUUACGUUGCUUGUGGGAUACCAUUAUCGGAUAAACUCUGAUUCUAACUUCAAUUUUACUGAUUUAGAUAUGGUUAUCAUCAACCUUCUUGUUGGGAACUGUAUUCGAUUACAUUGAAUUGCUCCAGAUCUUAACAUUAUUACUUGUCUGUUCUA